ACUGCGCAGACUCUGGCUCCCAAAGCACUACACAACAUCGCCUGUACACGGGAUAUUUUGGUUUCAAUUUUGUACAGUGGGAGAAAGUGGAGAGGAGACGCGUCCUCCAUCUAUAUAGCCUACAGUCUACAGGCUAUCUAACAUUAUAAGUGGCCUGACAAUUUUAUUCCGCUCUUUCCGGGCUCCCAGCAGAGUGUUCACUGUCCCUCUCUCAGUAGGCCAUAGGCUACUGACCAUGGCUGGACUAUAUGGGAGCAACGGCGCAGCGGAGCGUAUCGGACACAUCACGCGGGCCCAGAGCUUCAGCGCCUGUCACCGACUCCACAGCAUUCACUUGAGUGAUGAGGAGAAUAAACGAGUUUACGGAAAAUGCAACAACCCCAAUGGUCAUGGACACAACUACAAAGUGGAGGUAACGGUGCGUGGAAAGAUUGAUUCGCUCACUGGUAUGGUCAUGAACUUGACAGACCUGAAGAGGUGCAUUGAGGAAGUCAUCAUGGUUCCACUGGACCAUAAAAACCUGGAUAAGGACGUCCCAUACUUUGCCAGUGUUGUCAGCACAACUGAGAACGUGGCUGUUUAUAUCUGGGACAACAUGGUGAAGGUGCUCCCAUCCAACCUCCUCUACGAGAUUAAGAUACAUGAGACCGAUAACAAUGUCGUCGUAUAUCGAGGAGAGUAGAGUGUUGACAUAAUGAGAUGUUUGUUCAGGCAACCCUUGACAUGUAGGCCACAAGUGCCAUUCAUUGCAUUACUAUUUAGCAAACUUCACUGUUUGCCCACAAACGACUGCAGGCUUUGGUUAGUUAAACACUAAUAGGUUACAGAUUUAUUAAGGUUGAUGGCUGGUAUGGAUGAUUAUUUUCUAUGAUUGUUUGUUACACAUAAGAUUGUACAAGAUUGUGUAGCACAUCCCAAAGUUCAGUAUAUUCUUGUAAAAAGUCUAUUCUUGUAAAGGUGGAAAACAUUAAGACCAAACGUGCUUAUUAACCCUUGAAACAAUGUCUACUUGUGGACCCUGAUUGCAGUGUGUAUUUUUCUACAGGUUGUAACCAGGUUAACCAAAUACCAAUCUUGAGUUUUCAGUUUUUUAUUAGAGAGAUUUUUAAAGGCCUGAAGAAAUUAGAUAAACAUUUAAACAAAUGUGUGAGAAAUGUGUUACCUUGAGGAAAGUUGCACAUCAGCCUACUAAAUAAAGCAAAUUAUCAUAGCAAAUAAUCAUUCUUAUAUAUGUGGUGUCAAAUAUUGCAUGCAUGUCUAUUUUAUCUUUAAUAAAUCCAUUCCAUAUGUUAGCAGUAAAUGGCUUUAUCCCCAACAUUGACAGUUACACCCAUUCACAGUGAAUUUACCACCAGAGUGUUUCAACUGAAGAGAGUAGGAAGAAUACUCUGAUUUAAAACAUUGAAAAAAGGAUCAACAAAAAUCUCUGACAGUAAUGUGUAAUGUGUUUGUGGGAUUUUUACACUCAGAGCAGCACACUGGUUUACCAUGGCAACCUGUGAACUAGCCAAAUAGUGACAUCUAGUGGUACCAAACUGUACAUAUCUGAAGUUGUUGCAUUAAAGUUGCAUUUUGACAGAGAU
Etheostoma cragini (Arkansas darter) is the source of this 1583-nucleotide messenger RNA. It is a transcript of the gene pts, whose product is annotated as 6-pyruvoyltetrahydropterin synthase. Bases 236 to 682 code for a protein of 148 amino acids. Lineage: Eukaryota; Metazoa; Chordata; Actinopteri; Perciformes; Percidae. The record is from RefSeq and is a predicted model, not a curated record. Gene Ontology annotation, molecular function: 6-pyruvoyltetrahydropterin synthase activity. Gene Ontology annotation, biological process: tetrahydrobiopterin biosynthetic process. The transcript has a single exon. Gene Ontology annotation, cellular component: mitochondrion.